Messenger RNA from Acytostelium subglobosum LB1, 1158 nucleotides. RefSeq lists its product as hypothetical. NCBI's taxonomy places the organism in Eukaryota, Evosea, Eumycetozoa, Acytosteliales, Acytosteliaceae. The record is from RefSeq and is a predicted model, not a curated record. The transcript is spliced from 2 exons. The coding region runs from base 1 to 1158 and encodes 385 amino acids.
AUGAAGGUAUUACUCACUUUUUUGAUUGUAUCUUUGGCAGUUAUCUCUGCUCAAAUUGAUCCCAACUGUGAUGUCUUUGACGUUAGUGCUGCCAAGAUAGAUCCAACUUACUAUCAAGGUACUGGAGGUCAUGCUAUGUUCUUUGGUGACUCUAAGAUUCCAAGCGGUAUCAUUGAGUGGGACUUCUACCAGAAUGAGGCCAUCAUCCAGAAUGACGGUGAAUUCAUUGCUCUCUCUGGCACUCUCAUCCCACCAGGAAAGACCUCCCCAUUCCUGGAGAUCAAGAUGGUUCUCGAGAAGUCCAAGGGUUCAUUCCCACCCCACAAGGAGUUGAAGCCAGAUGCCUACGUCCCAUUCGGCCCAGUUGACCCACAGACAUGGAUGUACUACAGACUCAAGACUUCAACCAUUGAGGCUCACGGUGCUCCUCUAGAGGGAAUGAACAUCGAGUUGUCUGAGCACAUGGAUAUGCCAAUGCAAGUCGGAAUCGGUGCCAACGGAAAGAACAUCGUGAACGGAAUGUCUGGCUGGUACAACUUCAAGUUCACCAAGGAUGGCAAGGUCAUCUACACUUCCGAUCAGGUCGUUGACUUCAACUUGAACAUCAAAUGCACUGACUGCCCACUUGGAUACUACUCUGCCUACCCUGCCGACAAGCAAGCCCUCUUUGUCAGUGCCUCUGACAUGACCCCAUUCGCUGGCUACAGCCAAUGGCACUUUGCUGAGAACUCUGGAAUCGUCCAAUUGAACCCAGACUUCAGCAUCACGGUCGGAGGUGUCUACAUUCCUCUUGGAAAGGAUGCCCCAACCAUGGUCUGCACCAUGGACUUCUACCCAGAUUUGGAUACCUUCCGCUCAAUGAAGAUGGAGCUCCCAGCCGCUGACUACUUCCCAACUGGACCAGUGGACGUUGGCACCUGGGCCCUCUACCGUGUCAACACCACCAACUCGCUGUGCAGCGUUGAUACUGGCUACACCAUCAUCAUCACUGACGACAAGAACAUGCCCGCCCAAGUUGGAGUUGGAGCAAAUGGCAAGAACACUGAUCUUGGUCUCUCUGUCUGGAUGGGCUUCCAGGUCAUGAGACCAGAUGGAUCUAUCUACCAGAACCCAUCUGAUGUCCUUGACAUCAACAUUGGAUUGGUAUGCUUGUCCUAA